CUCUUCUAAAACGUUUGACGAUACUGAGCGGACAACACUUGGUGUAGAAGGAGGAAGAUAAAGAUAGAGAAAGAGAGCCAUGGAAGCUCUGAAAACCUCUAGCUUUAGCCCUAUGUCAGUUUUAUCCGAGAAGAGAGCAACAACACGAAAGCCCUUCUCUCUCCCUACUAGCCUCUUACCACCAAAACCAAUCUCCCAAGAAAACUUCUUCAAGAGCUUCAAUGGUGGAUUGGCUCUUUUAACCUCUGUUCUAAGCAGUGCAACAGCUCCUGCCAAGUCCCUUACGUACGAGGAAGCUCUGCGACAAUCUACGACCUCUCCUUCAUCUUUUGAUUCAGACGGUUUGAUCGAUGGGAUAUCAAGUUUUAUCACUGACAACCCUCUGGUUAUUGCCGGUGGAGUUGCUGCAUUUGCUGUCCCAUUUGUUCUGUCUCAGGUUCUGAACAAAAAGCCCAAAACUUUUGGGGUUGAGUCUCCCAAGAAUGCUUAUGCCAAGUUGGGUACUGAUGAAAAUGCUCAGUUGCUUGACAUAAGAGCUCCUGCUGAUUUCAGACAAGUGGGCAGUCCUAAUAUUAAGGGUUUAGGUAAAAAGACGGUUUCAGCUGUUUAUAACGGAGAAGACAAGCCUGGUUUCUUGAAGAAGCUUUCCUUGAAGUUUAAAGAUCCUGAGAACACCACAUUGUUCAUUCUUGACAAAUUUGAUGGAAACUCUGAGCUUGUUGCUGAACUGUUGGCCCUUAAUGGAUUCAAAUCUGCUUACGCUAUUAAAGAUGGUGCAGAGGGACCUAGAGGCUGGUUGAAUAGCGGUUUGCCUUGGAUAGAGCCAAAGAAGAGUCUGAGUCUUGAUAUGAGCAGUUUGACUGAUAGUAUCAGCGGUGUAUUUGGCGAGAGUUCUGAUGGUGUCUCUGUUGCAAUUGGGGUAGCUGCUGCUGCUGGAUUAAGUGUUUUAGCAUUUACAGAGAUUGAAACCAUACUUCAACUACUAGGUUCAGCUGCGCUUGUUCAGCUUGCAGGCAAGAAACUUCUAUUUGCUGAGGACCGAAAGCAAACUCUAAAACAAGUGGAUGAGUUCUUGAACACAAAGGUUGCACCUAAACAACUUGUUGAUGAACUAAAGGACAUAGGAAGGGCUUUCCUUCCUCCAUCAGCAAGCAGCAAAGCUCUUCCCGCACCAGCAGUAGCAGUAGCAGAAGCAGCUACAACCACCACUGUGGAUGAAAAGGAGCCUGAGCCAGUGAUUGAAGCGGCCACUGCACAAGUAACCUCAGAGGCAGCGACCAAAGCAGCAGCCAGUGAACAAAUAAUCACAGAACCAACGAAAACUGAAACCAAACCGCAAUCUUAUCCGAGACCUCUAUCUCCAUAUGCAUCGUACGCUGACUUGAAGCCUCCAACAUCCCCCACACCAGUAAGCAGCAAGGGUCUUCCCGCACCAGCACCAGUAGCAGCUACAACCACCACCGUCAAUGAACCAGUUCCUGAGCUAGAGCCAGCAAUCAAAGCGGCCACUGCACAAGUAAACUCAGAGCCCGCACUGGAAGCCGCCACUGAACAAGUAAUCACAGAACCAGCCAAAACUGAAGCCAAACUGAAUUCUUAUUCAAGACCUCUCUCUCCCUAUGCAUCGUACCCUGACUUGAAGCCUCCAACAUCUCCGACACCAUCGCAUCCAUGAAACAGAAUAACAAUAUUGAUCGAAACGUUGUACACUUCUUGUCUGUUUUAUGUUUCCUUCAAGGACUUUAGAUGGUACCUUCUGUCGGUUCUGAGACGAGUAAUACUCUGGUUUUUUUUAA
Molecule: messenger RNA, 1796 nt
Organism: Raphanus sativus (radish)
Lineage: Eukaryota; Viridiplantae; Streptophyta; Magnoliopsida; Brassicales; Brassicaceae
Product: rhodanese-like domain-containing protein 4, chloroplastic
Exons: 9
Coding region: 80-1675 (531 amino acids)
Source: RefSeq, a predicted model, not a curated record